This is a messenger RNA of Pseudogymnoascus destructans, 435 nucleotides long. RefSeq lists its product as uncharacterized. The record is from RefSeq and is a predicted model, not a curated record. The coding region runs from base 1 to 435 and encodes 144 amino acids. The transcript is spliced from 2 exons. NCBI's taxonomy places the organism in Eukaryota, Fungi, Ascomycota, Leotiomycetes, Thelebolales, Thelebolaceae.
AUGAUCCUUUCUGUCUACCGCAAGAUUCUCCAACAGCAACCUCAUCUAAUCUAUAUUUGGGAUGAUUUGCUUCCACAUGUGGUCAACAUCAUCAACACCUGGAAGGUUUCGGUUUAUGUCGGUAUUCGCCUUGCUAAACUAGAUGAGCUCCGUGACAUGGCAAUGCAGAUCCGCCUCCGUCGUCAACUCAAACAAGCCAAGGAAACUGCACAGGAAUUUGCUGCCAAGAAUCACCACAUCCAGGAGCUGGCGAUGAACUUCAGCUUCGAGGAUGGGGUGCCAGCCGGGUUCAUCUCUAUAGAGGGGUUGGGGAGCCUAGAGGGGCAGGUUGGGCAUGGUAGGAGGAGAGAGGAGGAGGCGGAGGAGGCGGAGGAGGAUGAGGAGGAGGAGGAGAAUUGGGGAGGGGCCAAAGGGCCGUAUAUUAUUGUAGAAUAG